GGCAGAAGAGACGUGGUGAAGAGGUCAUUCCAGGUGAUAUGUAUAAACUGGCCGCACUCUUGGCGCGAUGGGCAGCAACUGAUCGCCUGCCUAUUAAUUUGUCUCUUAUGUAGAAAAUUAGAUAGCAAACCCGAAGGACUGGGACACAUUAUUCCUCACUCAAUACUAAAGGAAGCGAGGGAAAAAAACUUCUUUGAUCAUGUUCGCGGAGCUGAAGGGGGAGUGUCCAAUUUUGGAUACUAUGCAUUUUGUAAAGGUUGUGAAAAAGUAUUUCAGAAGGGCGAGGUUCAUUUUAAUCCAGAGUUUUUUAAACCAUUUCUUGCAGAUGUUGAUGGCAAGAUUAAAAAAACUGUAGAAAAGGCCGGUUUUCCAUGGCUUUACCACUGUUUAAUUUCCAUCAUUUGGCGAGGGUUGUGUUUCACUCCAGAAAACAGUGAACAUAUUGCAGCAUUAGAAUAUUUGCGAGAAUACUUGUUAAACUGGAAAACGGAUCCUGGGGAGAUAGAUAAAAGAGUAAAGCUGUUUCUUUUUGCUCCAAAUUGCGAAAUUGAUAAGAAGUUGAAAGAUAAUGAGGUAAAUAGACGCUUCUUUUACAAAAUGUUUGCUGAUAACAUUUUUUCAUGCGCCCAACCGAAUGUUUUUCCUGUGUGGCUUUUCUGUGGCCCUUUGCACGUAUAUAUGCUAUACAAGGGAUGCGAUUGGAGCGAUAAUGUUUUUGAAGACGGUUUGCUUGCUACAAAAACAAUCAAAUUUACUAUAGAAGAUAAAAAGACCAGGAUUUUUCCUGCUGAAUAUUACAAAGCGCUCGUUGAUUUUGGCACGUUUAUUUUGUCAGCCACUUUUCGAUUGCCAUCGUCUGGCACAGAGGCCAGCAGCACUUCACCAGUUUUGCAG
Molecule: messenger RNA, 894 nt
Organism: Porites lobata
Lineage: Eukaryota; Metazoa; Cnidaria; Anthozoa; Scleractinia; Poritidae
Source: the annotation of a GenBank genome assembly